Anopheles nili is the source of this 578-nucleotide messenger RNA. RefSeq names its product UPF0547 protein C16orf87 homolog. The record is from RefSeq and is a predicted model, not a curated record. NCBI's taxonomy places the organism in Eukaryota, Metazoa, Arthropoda, Insecta, Diptera, Culicidae. The coding region runs from base 5 to 541 and encodes 178 amino acids. The transcript has 3 exons.
GAACAUGGUAAAAACUCGAAUGAUUACCAAACAUUGUCCAGAGUGUGAGGUUCAGGUGGCGAUUGCAUCGAAAAAAUGUUCCUGCGGGCAUGUCUUCAGCAUGAGACAGUCGAGCGUGACGGUGUACGAACCGCGUUCGAAAACAGGAAAACGUAAAGCUGCCCAAGCUGCUUCCGCCAGUUCCAGUGAUGGUCGCAAAGGUUCCGGUCAGGUGCAACGCAGACGUACAGGUCGGGUUCGUCGUGAGAAACCAAACUACUAUGACUCGUUGCAGUACGAAAAGAAGAAAAAGAAAACGAAGAAAUCGUCCAAAUCAUCGUUGUUCAAGGGAAAGGACGCAAAGCAGACACAGUUGAUUACCGCAAAAGAUACACAGGCUGCAAGGGCUAAUCGCCAUGCAAACCGUCGCGCCAAAAAAGAAGAGAUAGAUGGCGGUGGAGACCUGGCUGCUAAGCUGCCGUUGGAUAAGCAAGAAGUAGCAUCCAUAAUACUAUCAGAAAUUAAUCGCAAAAUUGGAUCUGUGGUGUGGACGCAGCCAUAAGUGCGUUCGUCACGCUAUUUAAGAAAAUUCUAUUGCC